GUUACGCAUGUUAAAUAAAGGUGUUCAGUGGUGUAGAAGCCCAAUAUUUUGGUUGACAAAUACUUUUUAACUCUAAUCUUUGGAUUAGAGUUGCUUAAUCAUAUUUGUAGUAAAACAUCAAAUAAAACACCAAAGUGCAAAUAUGUCAGGCACUCCAUCAUUACUAGAUUCCAUUAGAAGGACAAUUGAGGAACGCAAUUUGUUCUCAGCAAGAUCACGACUACAUUUUGUGUCUGCUCUCCAAAGUGCUAAUCAUUAUACAAGUUCUUCUUCAUCUAGGAAAGGUGCGAAAAACUUCAAAUCUCCGUUGACUGGAAAAUUGAUGGAUAAUCGGUUAAUACGCUUGAGAAAUAAGGCUAUCCAAGAAAUUAUAAAAACUGAACAAGUGUACGUGACCCAGCUGAGGACAAUUCGUGAUGAAUUUAUGCAAGAUACGGGAAUCAGAGUUUGUCUUAGCCGAAGAGAUUUUAAUGUUAUAUUUGGAAAUGUCCUAACACUGUUGGAAGUUAACGAAAAAUUGCUGCUAGAACUUCAAUAUUGCUCAAAUGACGGUGAAAAGACAUCCAAAGAUAAUGAGACUACGAGCACCCUGGGUUCAGUUGCUGAAGCUUUUCGUAAUUAUACGCCCUAUCUCAAAUUGUAUUCUCUCUACGCGUCAGGAUAUCAACAAGCAGACAAUCUCUUGCAGAAAUUAAUGUCACAAUGCCCGGACCUACGAAGUUUGGUGAAGGUCAAAGAAGAAAAGCUGAACAAUACUUUGCAAUCUUACUUGAUCACACCGAUACAAAGAAUUCCGAGAUAUAAAUUGCUUCUCCAGCAUCUAAUUGGAUUUAUUGGAACUGCGGGGAAAAAUGACCCUGAUGUACAGUCAUUGCUUGAAUCAAUCAAAAAUCUGGACCAAGUUGCUGUCCAUAUGAACGAAAUGAUAAGACAGCACGAGAAUUCGUGCAAACUACUCGAGAUAAAUGUUUGGAUGGGAAAAUUUUAUCACGGAAAUUUAGUCGAGCCUGGCAGACAUUUUAUUAAGGCCGGAUCCGUGCUGAAGCCUCCCACACCAGCCCAGCACCACAGUCUCACAGCUAACAAUCAGUUUUUCCUCAUACUUCUCAGCGACCAAAUAAUUUCGUGCAAAAUUAAGGGUGAUCUGGGCAGCAAAGGUUGCUUGCAACCCAAUCUGGUUUUACCCUUGAGAAAAUGUUCCUCCAGAAUCGUGGACGACUUAUUUGCUGAAGUGGAAUGUGAAGAUGAAUAUAUUCGAUUCACGUUAACUGAUCCAGAUGAUUUGAUUAAUUGGGUUCGGAUGAUUAAUGACUCUGCGAAAUCCCUCAAAAAGAGAUCAGCAACUCUUAAAAAACCGUCAUCCAAUGCCCAUCCGAUUGUUAAAGAGCAAAUCAAAAACAUUUUAAAAGCCAACAAAAAAGCUACAAAAAGGCAUUCGUCGACGCCUACUUCUUCAGUGGGGGGAUCACCCGGACCUCCACCUGGAAAAUUAAGAAGGUUUCUCAAUAUAUCGGAUCGCUUGGAUGAAUUGGUCAACUAUUUGUCACCAAUUCGCACAAGUCCACACAAGAAACGACAAAGUGUGGGAAGCAGUACACAGGCUUCAGCAUUUGCAAACGUUAAUUUCGAUUCCAGUCCAAAGUUUGACUACAGAGAUCUAGGAAGGAACAGAAUUACCCCCGUUUCAAGAUAUCAAACCACAUCUUGCACAAUAUUAUAAUGUACAAAAAAAAACAUUUGUUGAAUUUUACAAGAGCAUGAAGAUGUGAAUUUUCUGGAUAAUAAAUCAUAAAACUUAUUUACUACUCAACAUAA
Molecule: messenger RNA, 1815 nt
Organism: Folsomia candida
Lineage: Eukaryota; Metazoa; Arthropoda; Collembola; Entomobryomorpha; Isotomidae
Product: putative protein tag-52
Exons: 7
Coding region: 143-1720 (525 amino acids)
Cellular component (GO): cytoplasm
Molecular function (GO): guanyl-nucleotide exchange factor activity
Source: RefSeq, a predicted model, not a curated record